CCUGUGAUCCAGUUUCACUUUGUCUCUUCUAUCUAAAUCUGGCCAUAUUUUAAUUAUCGCAAUGCAAGGUUGAGGCUGGCUAAUAUUAAUAUGGCCCGUGCGCCGGUUUCCGGGGUAGUGAGACCGAAAGAAAACGAGAAGCCCAAAAGUGUAAUUACCGAAUCACAUCAACAGUCCAACACACUCACUCUCAAUAAAAUCUGGACUCAUCGCCCAAUACCCACACAACCAGAGCUUGCCUGCUACUCGUAAGCGCACGCGCGCAUAAUGGCCGACCUAGAACUCAUCCACGCGUACCGGCACCUGCUGCGGGCGGGGCUGCGGGCGGUGCAGUUCUCCAAACCUGGGCGGUUCGUAAUCCGCGACAAGCUGCGCGCGGGAUUCCGCGACCCGGACGGCAUCCUCGACGCCGACCGCGUCCGCCGCACCACCUGGUUCCUCAACGGCGCCGCCCAGGCCAGGCAGAUCGAGCACCGGAUCGUCAAGAAUAUUGUGAUGGUCAGCUUCGCGCGCAAGAGGGAGGCGAAUCGCAUGGCCUGGGGCCUGCAGGUUAAGAUGGAUGCUCAGGGUCAGAGGAAACCCUACCCACCUGAGUCCGUCACGGGACACGAGUUUGAGGCGUACGAGCGGACGAUCGCCUUGUUGAACGACUCCAUGGGCCUGUGUCUGAGAUAAAGUCAAGCGGGUGGCAGUCCUGAGGUCCCGGUAGCUGCCCGGACCAGCUGCUGCGAGGCCCGAGAAGCUUUCCAAAGCGUGCAACAGCGGUCCGGAGAAGCCACUGCACCCCAGAACGCCUCCCCCCCGAAAGCCCACCCCCG
Lasiosphaeria miniovina is the source of this 818-nucleotide messenger RNA. RefSeq lists its product as uncharacterized. The transcript is spliced from 2 exons. The record is from RefSeq and is a predicted model, not a curated record. Bases 268 to 675 code for a protein of 135 amino acids. NCBI's taxonomy places the organism in Eukaryota, Fungi, Ascomycota, Sordariomycetes, Sordariales, Lasiosphaeriaceae.